UGUAUAAGUAACAAUUACCUGAAGUGUCAAAACUACCUUUACAUUUAGAUUUCAAAUUUUGUUAUUCUAGUUAUGCCAUUACUAUAAACUUUUUUUGAAUAUUGGGAAGAUAGGAAAAUACAGUUUUCAAAAUGCAUUGUAAGCAAUUAAAAUUAGGUGAUGUCUGGAGAACCUGCAACAAAAUCCGUGCUGCGAUUUUCCGUAUGGGAAUAAACCUAUCGGAAUAUUUUAAACCCUUAGACCCCCACAAAAAUUGUCUUAUAUCAGAAUCACAAUUUAUUUCUGUAAUUCAUGGACAAUUGGGAGGAACAAUUGGUCUUUCCGAACAAGAAGUCGCAGAGUUAGCAGACUAUUUUCGAGUCCCCGAUGGUCGCAUUUACUAUACCCAGUUAUGUGAUGUCAUAAACGAUAGCGUGCCAAAGUUUAGCCAAAACAGCUCUAUAGUGACGGGUCUAGAAUGGGAAGAUCCUCUACAUACCAACAGAUUAAGUAUUUCUGAAGAGAGGAGGUUAAACGUACUCCUAACUAAAAUUGCUUCACUAGUCAACAUGAAAAAACUCAUACUUCGGCCGUAUUUUCAAGACUAUGAAUUAGUUUCUAAGAAUAACGGGACCGUUACAAUAGCACACUUUGCAAGAAUUUUGGCAUAUCUAAAUAUAUUAUUGUCAGCAGAUGAUUUUAACUUAUUGGUCAAGAAAUAUCUGAAGGAUAGCUAUACUCUGAAUUAUAUAGCUUUCAUACACGCCAUCGAUCAAGUUAUUCAGUACCUAGACAGAAAUGGAAUUUUGGAUCUCAGCGGGGAUAUAAUGGCAAUAUUUCCUGGACGUGUUAUUAAUGCAGAACUUCCAAAAUUGCCUCGUCCAGAAAUAGGAAAAAUAAUGGCAGCUAAAUUAUUUGGGAAACAAACGAUCUUUCACCCAGCUUUAGAGGAUCCAAAGAAAAUUGAGCAUAUUCUAACUACAGUAUCAAUGAUACAGGAACAUGUAUUAAGAAACAGACUGAGAGUGGAAACCUUUUUUAAACAUUUUGAUCUUCUGAAUUCGGGAAGAAUCACUGUAGAUCAGUUUCAUCGGGGACUAGAUGCAUUAGCUUUAAGUGGAAAGCAGAGAUUUUUUUUAUCUUUACCUGAUGUUCAAGCAGUAAUCAAUCAGUAUAGAGAUCCAUGCGAUCCAACCAGAGUUUGUUGGAAAACUUUUGAAGAUGACAUUGAUCAUAUAUUUACUGUAAAGGAGUUAGAAAAACAUCCAGACUUAAAAGUAGAAUUACCAAGGAGCGAAGAACUGGAGGCUACUAAACUUGGUGGAAAAAAUUGGCAAAGUGUAAACACCGAACACAGAAACUUAUGUGAGGAUGCUGUUUAUAAAGUAAAGCAAAAAAUUAUUCAUAGACGGAUUCUCUUAAAGCCCAUGUUUAAAGAUUUUGACAAACAUAACAACGGACAUGUCAGUCGAUCCCAGAUGAGACAGGCAUUGAAUUCUAAUGGCAUAUUAUUGUCAGAUGACGAACUGUUUGCAUUAGAAGAAAGAUUUAAAAACGAUAUGGGAUUUAACUAUGUCUGGUUUUUAAGAGAGGUUGAACCUAAGCCGACAGAUGAGCCAUUGUAUGUCCGAUUUCUGGAAGACAUGAAGAGACUUAACGCAGAACCCACUAAAAAACCUCCAAGCAGAGAAGAAAAGGAUAUUGUUCAUAUAAUGGCUAAAAUUAAGGGAAAGGUAGUCAGGGAAAGGAUCAGAGUGUUGGAAUUCUUAAGAGACUUUGACAAAUGCAAUGAACAAGUUAUAAGCAGAAUAAAUUUCCAUCGAGCAUUAAUUACUUGUGGUUUCGAUCUAACGUGUAAUGAGGUGGAAACUCUAAUGGACGUAUUUGCGUCUCCCCUGCGGCGUGAGUGUAUUGACUAUCAACGAUUCGCAAAUGUUGUGGAAGAAGCAUUCACCCAAUCUUGUUUGGAAAGAGCUCCACUUAUAGUACCGAUUCAGCAUGUUCCAACCAAGGAUUGUGAGAAAAACUUCUUGAACUUCGACGAGCGGUUGGUUCUAGGAGUGGCCAUGCAGAAAUUGUCCAAGAAACCUGAUUUGCAAAUGAACCUAUCAUCUGUUCUUAAGGACUUUGACAAAACGAAUUGUGGUACAGUAUCAAGAACACAUUUCCUAAAGGCCUUAACACUACGCGGAAUGUACAACUUGAUAUCAAACAAAGAGUUUGAUGUGAUCUGUAAAUGUUUUGGAUUUGAGAGAGGAAUGCGGGACGAGGUUGAUUAUAGAGCUUUUUUGAAAGCUUUGGAAAUACUUUAUGCAACAGACAAAUACAAUCCGUUUUAAAAACUGAAGGAAAUAAAUACAAUCUUUUAGAA
Messenger RNA from Anthonomus grandis grandis, 2350 nucleotides. RefSeq lists its product as uncharacterized. The record is from RefSeq and is a predicted model, not a curated record. Lineage: Eukaryota; Metazoa; Arthropoda; Insecta; Coleoptera; Curculionidae. The coding region runs from base 132 to 2318 and encodes 728 amino acids. Gene Ontology annotation, molecular function: calcium ion binding. The transcript is spliced from 13 exons.